Messenger RNA from Sarcophilus harrisii (Tasmanian devil), 2405 nucleotides. RefSeq names its product histone deacetylase 10 (gene HDAC10). NCBI's taxonomy places the organism in Eukaryota, Metazoa, Chordata, Mammalia, Dasyuromorphia, Dasyuridae. The transcript is spliced from 21 exons. Gene Ontology annotation, biological process: chromatin organization. Bases 110 to 2134 code for a protein of 674 amino acids. The record is from RefSeq and is a predicted model, not a curated record. Gene Ontology annotation, cellular component: histone deacetylase complex. Gene Ontology annotation, molecular function: histone deacetylase activity.
GGAUCCGGAAGAGGGGUCCCGCGUGGCAGCGGUCCCGGUGUGCGGGUCCUCGGAGACCGGAGCCUUCUCCUUCGCAUCCGUCUCGUUCCGCUCUUCUUCUUGGGCGCCGAUGCAGGGAGGGUGGGAGGCCGCGAGAGGCCGGCGCCUGAGGUCGUCCGCCGCCCGAGCAGGCACAGGGAUGGCUAAGAACAGGCCUCCGGGACCCCAGGGGACAGCCCUGAUCUACGACAAGGACAUGGCCCGGGUCCGGCUGCUCUGGGACGACCCCGAGUGUGCCAUUGAGGUCCCCGAGCGCCUGACAUCCACGUACGCCCGGCUUUGUCAUCGAGGACUGGCACAGAGGUGUGUGCAGCUGCCGGUCCGCGAGGCCACCGAGGAGGACCUGGAGCUGGUGCACAGCCCAGAGUAUGUGGCUGUGGUGAAGGGGACCCAGACCAUGAGCAGAGAGCAGCUCCAUACCUUGGCGCAGCAGUAUGAUGCCGUCUACUUUCACCCGAGUACGUUCCCUUGUGCACGGAUGGCCGUGGGCGCCACCUUGCAGCUGGUGGACGCGGUAGUGACCGGAGCUGUUGGCAAUGGGAUGGCGCUGGUGAGGCCUCCCGGGCACCACAGCCAACGAGACGCCGCCAAUGGCUUCUGCGUGUUUAACAAUGUGGCCAUUGCCGCCGAGCACGCCAAGCGGAGACAUGGGCUGCAGAGGAUCCUGAUUGUUGACUGGGAUAUUCACCAUGGACAGGGGAUCCAACGUGCCUUUGAAAAUGACCCCAGCGUCCUCUAUUUCUCCUGGCACCGAUAUGAGCACCAGAGCUUCUGGCCCCGGCUCCGGGAAUCAGAUUACGAUGUGGUGGGUCAGGGCCCCGGCCGCGGUUUCACUGUCAAUGUGCCCUGGAAUAAGGUUGGGAUGAGAAAUGCCGAUUACGUGUCUGUCUUCCUCCACGUGCUGCUCCCACUGGCCAUUGAGUUUGACCCUGAGCUCGUGCUAGUGUCAGCUGGAUAUGACUCCGGCAUCGGAGACCCCGAGGGGGAGAUGAAGGCCACACCCGAAUGCUUUGCCCACCUGACCUUCCUGCUGUUGCCACUGGCCCGGGGCCGGCUCUGCGCAGUGCUUGAGGGUGGCUAUUACCUGCAGUCUCUGGCCGAGUGUGUGUGUCUGACCCUGCAGACUUUGCUGGGAGACCCUGUGCCAGCUCUCUCUGGGGAGCCGGUCCCUUGUUUGAGUGCACUGGAGUCAAUCCAGAACGUGAGAGCAGCCCAUGCCCCGCACUGGGCAAGCCUCAGGCAUGAAAACUCAGGCCCAGUUCUGACGCCCAGCACAUGGCAAGGGGACGCGGGGCCCUCCCUGCUUGGGACCCCAUCCACAGGGACCACAGAUGGGCUGAAGCCCCUCUUGGACAAGGUGCUCAGCUGCCCCCCACGUUCCCUGUGCACUGGCAUUGGCCUGGCUGUCCCUGACUCGGCCUCUGGCCUUAACCUGCCUCCAGCUCUCCUGCAGGAGAAGGGCGUGCCUCUGCGUGAGGAGGAGGAAGCCCUGUGGGCCAGGCUGGACUCGGCCCUCCCGCAGGACCAGGCCCUCGCUGCUCUGGGGAAGCCCUUGGCUCUGCUGGACGAGAUCCUGGCUGGGCAGGUCAGGGCGGGGAUCGCUGUGUCUCCCACAGUUUCAGCUACCACAGUGGCGGCCCUCCGCAGGACCCUCAGCUGCCAGGCCCUGAGCAGGCUGCUCUGCGUGACUCUAGGAGACCUGGACGUUCCUGAGGACCUGAGGGAUGAUGGCCGAAUGCUCCUGCUAAACCUCGGGGGAAAGGAGCAGCCGGAGGCAGCCCCGUCCCCCGCGUGCAUCCGCCUGGCCGGGCGCGAGAGCUGGUGCCCUUGGGUCCGGGCCCUGGCUUGCCUCCCCCUGGGCAUGGACUGGGCCUUACCAGGCUGCUCCCGCCUGCAGUUGGGUCUCGGAUGCUGCUGCUGCCCGAACUCUGAGCUCCCGUCGGUAGAGGCCCUGGCCUGGGCCCUGGUGGGCCGACCCCUCCCCAGCACCCUGGGUCCCUUCCUCUCGGCCUCCCCGGAGCAGGCCUCGGCCGUCACCCGUCUCUGCCGGCAGCUACAGCAGGACUGGCCCAUGCUGCAGGUGUCCGUGACCUGAAGCCCGCUCCUCGGGGCAGGUGAGCCCCACAACCAGGACCAGCCAGGCGCCGACGACGGGACCUGCCGAGCCUGGGGCCGGAGCGGCUGCCUCCCCUGCCAGGUGCCCGGCUGGGCUCGGGCGGUCACUUCCUUCGCCCCUGUCCUGCGCACACUCUGGACUCUGGGCUUCCAGCUCUGGGCGGCCUCGGGGUCUAAUAAAAGUAACAGCCGGCUCUCACUGUGGGUUUCGAGGUUUGCAAAGCGCUCUAGCGCGCACGCGUUAAACGUGG